Messenger RNA from Candidula unifasciata, 1908 nucleotides. Lineage: Eukaryota; Metazoa; Mollusca; Gastropoda; Stylommatophora; Geomitridae. The record is from the annotation of a GenBank genome assembly.
AUGAUUCGGAUGAGGUGCAUCGUUGUUUUCAUCGUUGUAGGGAUAGCGCUAGGCAUAGGCAUAUCGACUUUCUUUUCUUCGUUGGAUCCAGGCAGAGUCCGUGGCAGCGGCACAGACGUUGAUGAAUAUUUGCGUUCUUCCAGGAAAUGGAGUUCAGAGGAGAAUAAAAUAGCAAAUAUAUUUUGGAUUGUACAGAUCUGGAACAAAUUUUGUGAAGAAUACCUCAGUAUUAUUAAACCAGAAGUGGUUCUUAUUUCAGGAGACCUUACAGAUGCCAAGACACCAAGUGGGAUUGGGUCAAGGCAAAUCAGAGAUGAGUGGAUAAUAUAUGAGAAUUCUGUGAAAAAAUGCCAUGCCUACAGUAAUGCAAAAUGGCUUGAUCUCAGAGGCAACCAUGAUUCAUUUGAUGUUUUUGAUUUUGGGAGCAAGAACAAUUAUUACAAAUUGCAUUCAGUUCAUGGGUCAAGUUUGAAGGAGAAAUCAGAUUUUGAGAGUGGGUUUAUCCAUAAACUGGAGAUGCCAUUUGGCACUUACUCCUUCAUUGGGAUUGAUACCUGCAGCAGACCUGGGCCUAACCGACCAUUCAACUUCUUUGGCUACUUAGAUGAUAAACAGAUCCAGCACAUCAAGAGCCUAGAAGCUGCAAGCAAGGGCAGUAAUCACACUGUGUGGUUUGGCCAUUUCCCCACAUCUCUCAUUGUGCACAACCCACCAGUUCUUAGACAAAUUAUGAGCUCUGCUAUUGCUUAUCUGUGUGGUCAUCUUCACACUCUGAACAACCUUGUGCCAAAGAUGUACAGCAGACAUAAAACUGGGCAGUUGGAGCUAGAACUCGGAGAUUGGAAGGACAACAGAAUAUUUCGAGUUAUGGCCUUUGAUCAUGACCUGAUGUCGUUCACCGAUGCAAAAUUAGGUACCUGGCCUAUUGUCAUCAUCACCAACCCCAAAAAUAACCAGUUCUAUUCCCCACAUGAGCCUCUGGAGCUGAUUGCAUCAUCCACACUUAUCAGAAUUCUGAUUUUCAGUCAUGUGAAAAUUAAACAAGUGGAGGUUAAAAUUGACAAGCAGCUAGAGGGAUACGCUUAUCAAGUGGAUCCCAACCACCCUUUGUAUGAGCUUCCCUGGUCUCCUGUACACUUUGCCUCUGGCACUCACACCAUCGAAGUUUUCAUUACGGAUGCACAUAGGAUGAACACAACAGUUUCACAACAUUUCUCAGUUGAUGGAUCAGAGAUGCACUUUGAUUUUGUACCUCGCCUCAUCUUAAUGCUGAAUAUUUACUCUGCGGGAAAACUGAUCUUCAGCCUGCUGGUUUUCUUCUAUGCCCUAGUGCUGACCUCACUGAGACAGUUCACGUACAUUCGUGUCUGCUAUUUACAUGGUCGAGUGUUUGUUACAUCGUUUGUGAAUGCCUGGAUCAUGAAGCUAUGGCUAGCAGCUCGCUCAAACGUCUCCUAUUACAUUCUGAUAGGAUCUGUCCUGUACUUGACAUUCGGACCUUGGUUUGUAGGUUACCUGCUCAGUGAUAAAAUUGGAGUGGUGUUUGUCUGGGGCAUUCUUGUGGAAGGCACAUUUCUGCCUGGAGGAAUCACGUACUUCUAUGGUAUUUUUCAGUUUCUGAUGUUUAACGUGCCAUUGACGCUGAUAUUAGGUCAUCUGCUGGAUACCAGACGUAAACAUGGCCACAAGCUAUCCCUGGGCCACCACUUGUCAAUUUUGAUUCCUGUGGGAUUACUUCAGGUUUUCACCAUCUACCUUGUUCUGACCGAGUUCCCUCGAGCUUAUGGGCAGACUUCGUUGCUCCUGGGUCCUCUCAGAACUGGGAGCACCUUGCUGUUACCUUUGUCUGUGUUAUGUGCAUAUCGUACUGAUCUAAAACAUCUAUUAGCAGUAAAUGGACCAACCUGA